This is a messenger RNA of Saprolegnia parasitica CBS 223.65, 974 nucleotides long. RefSeq lists its product as hypothetical. The transcript has a single exon. Gene Ontology annotation, cellular component: nucleoplasm. NCBI's taxonomy places the organism in Eukaryota, Oomycota, Saprolegniomycetes, Saprolegniales, Saprolegniaceae. The coding region runs from base 18 to 947 and encodes 309 amino acids. Gene Ontology annotation, molecular function: calcium ion binding. The record is from RefSeq and is a predicted model, not a curated record.
CUCCGUACGAUAGUAGCAUGGGCGGUGCCGUUAGCACGGUUGUGACCCAGGAGCUCGGAAAGCCCUGCGACGUCUCGGACAUUCCCGACGGAGACUGGAAGGCGGCCAAGGACGAGGUGGCGCGGCUACGGCAGCUCCUCGCCAAUUUGCAGAGCGACGCUGCACACGUCCACGCAGCGCCCGAGCCCGCGAUGGACCCCAAGAGCAGCGACGAGAGCAAGGAGGGUCGCGCGCUCUGGACCUCGUCCGCCGCAUCCCGUGACCCAGCGUCCGGGGCGCUCGUCGGUCAAAUCCGCACCAAGCUCUUUGAGCGCUACGACUCGCUGCGCGCGUGCUUCCUCAAGAUCGACAUUGACCGAUCAGGGUACCUCAGCCGGGACGAGUUUAUGUUUUCCAUGGCCAACCUCGGCUUGCCGAUGACAGACGAAGACUUUGACGUCGUCCAAGCGUCGUAUCCGCACAAGGAAGCGGCCGGCGACCACGACCGAGGCAUCGGGUACCUCGAGUUCAUCAAGCUCAUGACCGACGAGCUCCGCUACACGCCGGGGUCGGGCGAGGACGAGGCGGACGGCAACUACUUUCGCCAAACGACCCAUGGCACUUCGUUCCCGCCCAUGCGCGAGCUCGAGUCGACGUCGAUGCACCACCGACCCGACGUCCGCCCGCACACGGUCGCCGCCGCACCACCGGCGCUCGCCCGCCUCCGGCACACGUUCAACCGGCAGAUCUUUGGGACUUUCAACAACAUGAAGGACGCGUUCAAGGCGGCGGACAAAGACCGCUCGGGCUUUGUUGAGCCCAGCGAACUCGUGGCGCUGCUCCACGACGUGCUCGGUAUCCAAGCCAGCGAGCGCGAUAUCCUCGAUCUGCUCGACGCCUUUGACGCCAACCGGGAUGGAAAACUGGCCUACUCGGAGUUUGUCAAGUGUCUCAGUCAAAUGCGGUAAUAAUAUAUUAACCAUUUUCGUUGUGCG